AUGAGAGUUAAUUUUUUUAAGCGUCCUGUGAAACGAAUAGGAGAGAUUAGCUCGAAUAGCAAGGACGGUCGAAGAAGACUGCUUGUGCUUUGGUGGUUCGAACAUAAGCUCAAAUUGGUGUACGAGAGGUUUUUGCGUGCAAUUGAGGGAUUGGCCUCAUUGGUUGUUGAGGAUCUGAGCAAGCGAGCUUUAAGAACGGCUCUAAACCUUCUUGCCGAACGUCCUGAGGGUGAAAGGGUUAACAAAAUGGGUCAUCCAAAAACUCAAAUUGGUGCAUUCGUUGCAACGUUGCUUGAAGAUCUAACGAAACGGCAGCCGAGAAUGCGUCCCAUUAUUGUUGCCGAAGUGGAACGACUGAUUUAUAGCAACGUUCUGGAUUUGAUACUCAGUACCAGUAAUCACUUAAUAAAAAAUCUCAGAAUCCUUCCACCUGUUGGGAAUAGUGAUCAUUGUGGUAUCUCUUGUGAGGUUGCUGGCACUGAAUCUCUUGCGGUACCUGUGUAUCGCAGGGCUUUCUCGGCUUGCAACUUCACAGACUUGUUCAACUACCUUGCUCAGUUACGAUGGGUUGCUCUGCUUGAAACGCGCGAUAUAGACAUCGUAACGGGUAUAAAUACGAACUAUUUCUAUCCAUAUUGCAUCACGCUAUAG
This is a messenger RNA of Cooperia oncophora, 651 nucleotides long. NCBI's taxonomy places the organism in Eukaryota, Metazoa, Nematoda, Chromadorea, Rhabditida, Trichostrongylidae. The record is from the annotation of a GenBank genome assembly.